AAUUUCCAUAUAAAUAACCCACAUCUCCUCCUCUUCCCUUAUUAUCAUCAGCACUACCAAAUUUCCUUCUAUCAAUUAUAUCAAGAAAAACCAAACUCCAUUAGAAGAAGAAUCAUUUUGAUAGGGUAAAUCCCAGGUAAACAAGUUGUAGACAUCACGGCUAUACACAAAGGAAACCGGGUACCACUCUUACAUGUUCGUUCAGUACGACGUAAGGGUUGUGUAACACCAACUAACCCUGCCAAGCACGGUGGACGUGGCGCUUUGCCCUCUGAAGGUGGUAGUCCUUCCGACCUCCUCUUCCUUGCCGGCGGUGGUUCUAUUCUCUCCAUCUGUUAGAUAUACUCAUUAUAAUAAUUACCGUAGAUCCCUAGAUUAUUUCCUAUAUACUUUGUACUACCUAGUAUUUUCUUGAAUAUUCGAAGAAAAAAAAAUCCAACAAAAAGUAUUAAAGAUGAUGCUCAAGAUUAAGAGAGUUCCUACACUUGUCUCUAACUUCCAAAAAGAUGAGGUUGAUGUAAUUGGUGCUCGUGGUACUGGCUGUGGCCGCAAUUGUCUCAGAAACUGCUGCCUUCCAGGUUCAAAGCUACCGUUGUAUGCUUUCAAAAAAUUGAGCAAUGGCAAAUCUGUUGCCGAUGAAACCAAGGAACCUCCUGUUGACUUCCUGGAAUCCCUUGUUCUUGGAGAAUGGGAGGAUCGUCAGCAGAAAGGUCUCUUUCGCUAUGAUGUCACUGCUUGCGAAACCAAGGUGAUUCCUGGAGAUUACGGUUUCAUUGCUCAACUGAAUGAGGGAAGGCACCUCAAGAAGAGGCCAACUGAGUUUCGAGUUGAUAAGGUGCUGCAGCCUUUUGACGGAAGCAAGUUCAACUUCACUAAGGUUGGACAGGAAGAGUUGCUCUUUCAGUUUGAAGCAAGCGAGGACGAUGAAGUCCAACUCUACCCAAAUGCGCCCAUUGAUCCUGAGAAAUCUCCAACUGUCGUUGCCAUCAAUGUCAGUCCCAUUGAGUACGGACAUGUGCUUUUGAUCCCCAAGGUCCUUGAAUGCCUUCCUCAGAGGAUCGACAGGGACAGCUUACUGCUUGCAGUUCACAUGGCUGCCGAAGCAGCAAACCCAUACUUCCGAUUGGGUUACAACAGCUUGGGUGCAUUUGCUACCAUCAACCAUCUUCACUUUCAAGCUUAUUACUUGGCUGUGGAAUUCCCCAUUGAGAAGGCCCCUACACGGAAGAUAACUUCUACUGAUGCUGGAGUGAAGAUAUUUGAGAUGCUGAAUUACCCAGUUCGAGGUCUUGUUUUCGAGGGUGGGAAUACUUUGGAGGAUUUGGCCAGUGUUGUCUCUGAUUCCUGCGUUUGCCUGCAAGAGAACAACAUUCCUUACAAUGUUUUAAUCUCCGAUUCUGGAAAAAGGAUAUUCCUUCUCCCACAGUGCUAUGCUGAGAAACAAGCUCUCGGAGAGGUCAGCGCUGAACUCCUCGACACCCAAGUCAAUCCUGCAGUCUGGGAGAUUAGUGGACACAUGGUCUUGAAGAGGAAGGAGGAUUACGAAGGUGCAACCGAGGCAAAUGCCUGGGGGCUUCUCGCUGAGGUCUCACUUUCUGAAGCAAGGUUCCAAGAAGUGACUGCUCUCAUCUUUGAAGCCAUUGGUCUCAAUGUCGAAGAGAACAAGGGCGCCACUGACGGUUCUCCUGAGGAUCUAGAUGUCACACCUCCUCAGCCCAUGGAGGAAAUUGACGGUCUCAACACCCAUGCUACCAUGGUUCACGUCUAGGGUUUUCAAGGACAAGCUCUGCUGUUUGUCCUAGUCUUAUUAUUUCAAGUAUUUUAUCAAUAUUGAAGGAAUUUCUAUCUCUGGCUUGCCCUUGUGAAAUAUAUCCCUAAAUAAGGCAAAGCCGUGUUCAAUGGAUUGAUGAAUUUGGUCUGUUCCUCUGUGAAUUGAACCUUGUGUAUUAUUAUUUGCUUUCUGGUCCUGUCCUAUGGUUAUGUGAUGUGGGGUUGGUCUGUGGAUUGAUCUUGGGUGCAAUGUAUGCUCUCUUUUAAUUAAAGACAAUAUUAUUUGCUAAUGGAAGUUGGAUUUCCCCUA
Molecule: messenger RNA, 2080 nt
Organism: Lycium ferocissimum
Lineage: Eukaryota; Viridiplantae; Streptophyta; Magnoliopsida; Solanales; Solanaceae
Product: GDP-L-galactose phosphorylase 1-like
Exons: 7
Coding region: 455-1768 (437 amino acids)
Biological process (GO): glucose metabolic process
Cellular component (GO): cytoplasm
Molecular function (GO): GDP-D-glucose phosphorylase activity
Source: RefSeq, a predicted model, not a curated record